AUAGAACCUAGUGCGUUUUGUACACAUGCGGACUGUAUUAUACAAAAUAAAUAUCUUGUUUUAUGUUUUCGUAUGAUUUAUUAAUUUAAGUAUAAAUAUGUUUUACCUAAUAGGUCUAGGCUUAGGUGACGCAAAAGAUAUAACUGUGAAAGGUUUAGAAAUUGUAAAAAAAUGUGACAAGGUAUUGCUGGAAGGUUAUACUUCAAUACUCACUGUUGGAAAAGAGGUUUUGGAAGAAUAUUAUGGCCGACCAUUAAUAAUAGCCGACCGGGAACUAUGUGAAGGUGCAAUAGAUGAUAUUUUACUUGAAGCAAAGGAAUCAGAAGUUGCCUUGCUAGUUGUAGGUGACCCAUUGGGAGCUACUACACAUACUGACAUGUUGCUGCGAGCUAAACAGUUUGGUGUGCAAACACAGAUUGUGCACAAUGCCUCAAUCAUGAAUGCUGUGAGCUGCUGUGGCCUGCAGUUAUACAAUUUUGGUGAAACCGUUUCAAUACCUUAUUGGACAGACAAAUGGAAGCCUGAUAGCUUCUUUGACAAAGUAGUUGGCAAUUUUUCAAGAAACUUGCAUACUCUUUGCUUAUUAGAUAUAAAGGUAAAGGAACCUACGGAAGAGUCACUUACAAAAAAAGUUCGACAGUACAUGGACCCAAAGUUCAUGUCUGUAAAGGAAGCAGCAAAUCAAUUGGUGCAGAUCAUUGAAAAUCAUCCAGACAAAGGCAUAAGCAAAAGCAGUACGGCAAUCGGGCUCUCUAGAGUAGGAGCCAGCGAUCAGCGGAUAGCCGUAAUGACACUCGACGCAAUGCAAAACUUUGACCUCGGCCCGCCGCUACACAGUCUCGUCAUUCCCGCUCCCAAUUUACAUCCGUUGGAAUUGGACUAUCUAGCACAGUUUAAUCAAUCAGGCAGUUGACUUACGUAAAUAUUAUUCUAAAAUGUUUAACAUUGUUAUGAAUAAAAGAAAUAUAAAGAGUUUAAUUAAUAUAGUUUUAUUAUUUACAAUUACACGUAAUAAUAAUUAAAAAUCAUGAUAUUGACAGAAUUUGAUACGACCAUGAGAAACCACAUUCAAACCCAAUUGGUCCACAAAGCUACCACAAAAUACAUACUACAACAAAAUUAUUUUCAAUUAUAAAUGUUAAAAGGUACAUUAAUUAUUAUUUGGUCUAAGUUUCACAAUUAUAAAUAAAGAAAACUAUUAUUUUAUAAUAUACAAAUAACGGAAUGUAGAUAUACCAACAUUAUAAUAAAUAGUACACCUAUUAUUGGUAUACAUCACACUUCUCUAGAUAAAACUGGAAACUGGUGGGUCAAAUGAUUGUAAUUAAUAAUUAGGAUCUUAUAAUAUGGAAUUUUACAUAACACUAGCACAAUUCUUAACAUAAUUAUACAGUCUUUAGACUUAGUUGUAAAGGGUACAUACAUGAUUUUAAUAAUAUAUUAAAUGUUUUCACAUAACUCGUGCUUUCUAUUUAUUAUGUGAGAUUACAAAAUAGGGAAUGAGGGAACUAUAUAAAUAGACAUUGAGUUAGAGUAUUAAAAUAUUUAAACAGCUGAUACUUGUUGAUCGUCAUCGUCAUCAUCAGGCACGUCAUGAUAAUAAUCAUAGGGGCGUGUGACGCCUUCAUGAGAAUGCGCCCUACUUAGUCGCUCGAGGCGUGCCACUUGAGCAGCCAAGUUAUAAGGAGCCUGCGGCAUGCGCGGCGGCGGCACGGGCCGCGCGCAACUCGCCGCGGUACACGAGCCGUGUCCACUGUCGCUCGAAGUAGCAGACCCAGUUUUUCGUAGUGGCAAGUUAACUAAUGAUGUAACACUACUACUUUCAGCCGAUAGGUCGACUGGUAGUGGUGUAGGGGUAUCAGAGUGGGAUCUCUCAUGAGCUGUCCGAGGACAACAUAUGCCAGGACCAGGGCCAUCGCGUCGAUGUGAACAAGGCGAAGGUCCAGGUGGUGGGGGCCGAGGUUGGUGUGGUCGUGUUUUGGCUGGUUCUGAUAAAGCCAAGAGCUUUCUAACCGCCUGAGGUGAUGCAGUACCAAACUUAUUACCAGCAAAGCUCUUUUUGCUCUCACUGGCUGAUGAUGCACUGCUGGUCGUUGACAAAGAUGGUGAUGGGUGUCGUCGCCGUGGGAUAGCCGGGGCUGGUCCUGCUCCUUCGCAUUCUAAAGACAAUGCGUGGAGUCUUUCUUCAUCAGUUUCAACAUGCAUUCUAUUUAAAUAUGCUUUUACACGUCGAACCAUUUGCGCUUCUUCAAACAUCUUUUUCGGAUUUGGUACAUUCGAAGACUUUUUCCUUCUCUUCACAGUAACUUGCCCUUGUUGUACACUUCCAGUGGUAAGUUGAUUCAAUGCGACCAUUGCAUUUGAGGGCGGCUGCUUACCCAACUCCAGUAACGUAAGGAGGUCAUAUGGAGCACUGCACAUAUUUGUGAGUGUGCGAACUUCUUUAGCAAUCAUUCGCAAUUUUUCAAAAUUGACCAUACCUUCGACUUUAGUGUCAUUUCCUAAAUGGAUAAAGGUAAGAUCUUUUUUAACCACUGGAUAAAAUGGUAUAACGGGCGAUCUACCCUGCUCAGUAGUAACCAACUGACGAUACUUAGACAUAUUUCGUGAGGGAUCCAUUAGCAUUUGCAGAUCAUUAAAUAAUUUUAAAUAUUUCGUUGGUAGUUUCUCCCAAGUCAUCCUUAAUCUAGACACUGCGCCAUGACCCAAACCCGAUAUUAUUGCAAACAUAGAAUUAAAGUUUUUGCACUCUUUACAAUGACGCGCAACUUUAAUAAACUGUUUAAUUAUUUUUUGUCGCCGCGCUAGUGUCUGUUCGUUAACAACUUCAGUGACGACCCAAAACAUUUCUUUAUUGACAAGUUCCGCAAAUUGCGACAACAUAGGUGUGCCAUACCUACUUUUCAAUUCAAAUAGAUCAUCAACAUACUCAGUACUCUCAAUUUGGCGAAAUAUACAAAAAUCUUGUAAUGUUAGUUGCACUGCAACUUCCACAGCAUUUAAUUGCAGAAAGUGAACAACACUUUCCCUUAAAAGUUCAGGUGCCAUGUCAUCAGGUACUAAGUUCUCAGAUAUUCCAUUAGUUUUUAGAUAGUACCUAGAACUGAGACCAAUUCUCUCUGCAAGAUUCUGUAACUGAUCUGGUAAACGAUGUUGUUUAAUGAUACCACCUUGGGCAACAGACACUUCACACAAUGAAUAUUUAGAACUCGGAUCAGUGAUACCAAAUUCUUGCAAAGUCAACAUUACAACUUCUCUUGCUGUAGUCUCUUUAUGCACAAGCAAAUAUUUGCAAGUUUGGUCAGCUUUAUACACUUUGAGUACAUGCUCUGGGUAAUCAGAGGAUUGAUAUUCAUCAUAGCAUAUUGAUAUUAAAUCAGGAUUACUGUGAGAGUUAUAAAAGGAAGUACUAGUAUUGGCUUUGUUUAAAGACUCUGAGUUUGAAAGAAUACUGUCAUCAGUUGGUAAACCAUCAAUAAUUGUAGUUUUGGGAAGAAUUUUCAUUAAAGCCUUUUGAAAUUUUCUCUUAGGUCCCAAUGUCAUGAAACCUUUCUGUGGCUCUUUCUUGAUGCUCAGCUGUUGAGGUUUCUUGGUGGGAGAUUGAAAUACUGGUGUUAAUGUAAUGGGAUCAUCAUUGAGUAGCUCUGCAGUUGAUAAUCUGGCCCUAGGAUCAGUGUGCCAAUGAACUCUAUUUGAACCUCCUCUCUGUCUUGGUGAAUUUUCUGGCUUUAAUAAGAUUUGCUUAAAAGCUAACAAAUUACUUUUCACUGUGAUGCUCAAAUGUGUUGAUCCAGUAAUUAUUUCCAUUGCUUUAGCAUGGCUCACAUGCUGAAAGGAUUGUCCAUUCACCUCUAAGACUUGAUCACCUCUUUUUAAUCCAACAUCUUCAGCCUUUGAAUGCUUUUCCACUUUAAAAAUAAAUAUCCCAUAACCCCUUUCAUAUCCACCAAAUAUUGUGAAGUUCAAUGGUUCAUCUCUUGUUGGGCGAGAUAAUGUAACACUCCUUGUUCUAGCUUUAGCUGAACAAGCUAUGUUUAGCAGCCUUAAUUGACUUUCCAUCUUUUCAUGCUCUAAUGCAAUCUCAAAGUUUUCAAGAAACUCCAUCAUUGUUGAAUCAGUUUCAAAGUCAGUGAAAUGAUUGUUGACCCAAAGCAGCACAACACGAGUAACUUUGUCCCUGACUGUCGGCUCAGAGAACCAUGCUAAUAGUUGUUUUGCUACAACUAAAGGACUUUCAAUGAAUGUUCUGUGUGUUAACAGGAAAUCUUCAACAUAUGUAGAAUCUCGUGAGUUAUCCUCAAUGAGCUGCAGCAUCAAUUGUUCUGGAGUUCCACGAAUAACAACAUGACCCUGUUGUCGUCCUGACUCUCCAGCCACACCUCUAUAUUCUGUAACCAUUACUACUACACCAUUUUCAUUUUCAUGUCUUCUGAUAUUUUCUUCACCUUGGUGGAGUAUUCGAUAAUAGUCAGUUUGAGUAAUACAAACAAACUGACAGUCAUCACAUUUUGUUGUCAUUACACCUUUAUGAUACAAUUUCUCAAGUGUAGCUUCAGCCAUCCCAAAGCUAUCACCAACAUUCAAGUGCUCCACUUCACCACUCUGAUGUUCAAUACUGACAUGGCCAUUAAUAAGAACAGACCAUGAGUCAUGUUCUUCUCCAUCAUUCAUGACUACUGUGCCAGCUUUUUCUACCACAGCAAAUACCAUGACAGCACACAAAGCCCGACGCACUGUCAAAGUCAUAUUGGUGAAUGCUUUCAAAUGUUGAGUAAAUUCCAAAAGUGUUUCUAUAUCCUCAUCAUUCCGUUCACUUGGAUCCUUUUCAAGACAUUCUCGGACUGCAUCUCGGACUGUCAGGCUGUCCAUACUUUCUUCCAGAUCUUCCUCCUCAUCAGAGUCAACAAUGGACUCGAGGAGACCUGAGAGGUCCACCUCCAUAUCCAUGUCCAGAGAGCUAUGUACUGAGGUCAUUGUGUCACUUCCACUGUAAGCAGAACUGGUGUCACUGGCGUUGGAGCACUUCAGCGUGUGGGGGUACAGCUCCGGACUGUGACGGCCUCCACGCCCACCUCUCAACAUCGUGAAGUUUCUGACCUGUUCAAGGUGACGUCCAGCUUCU
Molecule: messenger RNA, 5122 nt
Organism: Spodoptera exigua (beet armyworm)
Lineage: Eukaryota; Metazoa; Arthropoda; Insecta; Lepidoptera; Noctuidae
Source: the annotation of a GenBank genome assembly